Messenger RNA from Cydia splendana, 5775 nucleotides. RefSeq names its product nuclear pore complex protein Nup153. Bases 325 to 4407 code for a protein of 1360 amino acids. Gene Ontology annotation, cellular component: nuclear pore. The transcript is spliced from 7 exons. The record is from RefSeq and is a predicted model, not a curated record. Gene Ontology annotation, molecular function: structural constituent of nuclear pore. Lineage: Eukaryota; Metazoa; Arthropoda; Insecta; Lepidoptera; Tortricidae. Gene Ontology annotation, biological process: protein import into nucleus; RNA export from nucleus.
UAACGCAAAAAAAAAAAUGAUUAUUGUAGUGUGAAAAGUCGCCGUUUUUAUUAAUUUAAAUUUUUAUCAAGUUGAUAUAAUACAUGAAUUUACUUUAAUAGUUUUUUUAAAGAUCUGGUAGGGAAAAACGACUAACGUUAAAUCAGUGAUAGUUUAUUUGUUAUAUAUAUUAUGUUUGUGAAGAUCCCUCCAAGCUCCGUUCUGACACGUUCUUGAGACGCCAUGUUUGUCACGUUUUUGCUAGUUGUGAAUUUAUUUGCCCAAAAAUUUCACAUUUACUAGUUUUUCGCAAGCUAUAAGCAAGUGUCUUAAAAUUUAUCCACAAUGAGUAGCGUCUUUCCGAAGAACAAGGGAAAGCGGUCCCGAUCAUCGUCUGGAGAAUCUAACAAUUCGUUCGUAAAGAACGUGACGUCACGGGUGUCGGGUUUGCUGCCAGCUACUAUAACAAAAUGGUUCAGCAGCCCUCGCUCGAGUGCCAAUGGUUCGGCGGGCGGUGCGGACGCGACGGACUCGUCGACAGAGGAUGAGGGCACGGAGAGCCCGGUGCAGCCCCCGAAUAAGAGGAUGCGGCGAGAAGAACGCUCGUUCGGGAGCGCUGACGCAAGUUGCGUCACAAACAACGUUGAGACAAUAGAGUCGUCCACCCAAUACACAGUUCAAUCGCCGCCCGGUCGGACCACGUUCCGGCGGGAGACCAACUUCGUCUCGACACCCAUCAGGCCAGACGAGACCACGGUCGACCGGACCGCGGACCGGACGGAUAAGGACUCGACGGCAACCUUCACUCAAAACACGACGGCGGCCUCUAUAGGCCUCAGUGCUUCCAGAAAGAGGAAAUCCCUGUUUGGGGAUAAGACGCAGGAGUUAAGUGAUGCUACUCAAAAGGCUUAUGCGAAAACAUCCAGCAACACACUCCGGGACCCACGGCAGCCAACGUUCAAGCCCACGCUUCUCGGCUCCCCAUUCUACGCCGGCAAGACCACAUACGGAGGCGCCGCGUCCUCCUACAUAAACCAGCCGAAUAUAUCACAGAGACAGAACACCACAGUGAAAGAGGCGCCCAGCACUAGUGAUAACAACAUGAGUACGUCCGCGAGGCGGAUCCUGGACCUCCUAGAGUCGUACUCGUCACCCCUGAUGGACGCCAAGAGGAUACCUCACUACACGAGGCCCACCAGGCAAGAAGUGUUGAAGCGGCACUCCGAGACCUCCAAUUCACACAGUUUGUUGUCGCCUUACAACAAAACUAAUUCCUACAAAACGCAAGAGUUGCACGUGCCAAGCAUAGCAUCGAUCUUGCGACUGAAGCAGCGUUCGCGCCUCGACGACUCCACCAACGCCGCGCGGCAGCUCGUCGCGUCGCACAGUAGCUCCUCGCCCGACUACUUGCCUUACCCGACCGCUGCCAAGAACAGAGACCAAUCGGAGGUGGAUGGUAACAGCAAGUUUACGACUAAAGUGAAGACGAAGCGGACCAGGAUUCAUGGCAAUGAAGCUAACGCAUUAGAAACCGAAACUAUCACUCCCGUGGAACUGCCAAAAGCAGUUUUACAAAUUGAUCCUAACAAUUUACCAAAUUUCAGCAUCCCAGUAGCCUCUAAAUCAAGCUCAAUAGAAAAGCCUACUCUAACAAUGCCAUUCGCAACUAGUACGUUCGCACCUAAAACGACCAGUGUCGAAAUAAGUAAGUCGGAAACAACAUCUAGCAACAGUAUUUACAAUUUCGCUAAUCCAGUGAGAAUAACUAGUGAAUCUCCUAAGCCGACGUCAACGCCUCCAAAAUUCACAUUCGGUAGCCCAGAGCGAAGUAUAGACAAGCCUCUCGUUAGUGAAAAGACUUCUGAGCCUUCAAUAAUUCUAGGUGCGUCAAAAGAAAGCGAAAAGAAAACUGAGGCGCCGGCGGCCGAUUGGAGCUGCCCAGACUGCUGGGUGAAAAAUAAAUCAGACGCGGCCUCUUGCGUGUGCUGCGGGCACAAGCACCGAGCUGCGGCCGCCGCUACCCCCGCGCUCCCCGCCAAGUGCUCCCUCUGCAAACUCGCCAACACCCAACCCAACUCCGACAAAUGCGUCAACUGUGCGAAAGUUCAGGUCAACAAUAUCGCUAAGCCUCUCAAGGCGGACACCAUCGCCAAGUGGUCCUGCAAGGAUUGCUGGGCCAGCAACGACGACGCCUCCGACAAGUGCGCCUGCUGCGGCGCAGCCAAUCCCAAGAAACAGUCCACACAAACUGUUCCCGCUGUGGAGAAAUCCGGAGGAAUGUGCUCUAAAUGCUUCUCUACAAAAAAUAGCAAUGGAACCUGUAGCAAAUGUGCAGAAAGCAAACCCGACAACACAUUCAAGAUUGUGCUAAAAUCCCAGGCCAACAAGUGGGAGUGUGAACACUGCUUAGUUAGGAACGACAGUGAUAAAACCAAAUGCGUCUGCUGCGAGGCCGAGCGGUCCGGAGCGCCCAAACAGCCAGAGAAGAAGCAAUUCAACUUCGGAACUGUCAACACUACAUUCAAAUUUGGCAUUGAUCCGAAAGUGCAAGAGGCUAACUUGGCUAAAAUUUCGGAGAAACCAGCAGAAACAAAAGAUAAAGUAGAAGAAUCAGAAACUAACAAUAAUGUGCUAGCGAAGGCGCCGCCAACGUUCUCCUUCGGCAUACCGGCCAAGAAAACGGAGGAUCAGCUUGACGCUUCGAAGGCGGCAGAGAAAGCAGCUGAGACACCUAAAGCUACCUUCACCUUUGGCGUUCCUAAACAGAACUCAUUAGCGCCAACCAGUCCGCCCGCACCGAUGUUCGGGAUCCCAAAUAAACUGACAGACGUUUCUAAAGAAUCCGAAAAGAAAGACAAACCGGAAGAAAAAGAGAAGCCGGCGUUGAAUGAUAAACCCGAGGAAGCGAAAAAGGCAGAUGAGCCUGCUAAGCCGCCAGUUAUGAUGUUCGGAUCGGCCCCGUUGGCAGACAAGUCUAUGACGAAUCAGCUGUUAAGUACAGCAUUUACUCUAAAGAAGGACGCCCCAAGCGCAUCGCUCAGUUUGGCUACCACGAACGCUACAAGCGCAUCGCUCAGUUUGGCUACCACGAGCACGCCUGCGCCUAUCCUGACUUUUUCGGCCCCGAAGACCGGAUCAGCGGAGAAGACCGGCCUCUUUGGCGCCGCCGCGACAUCCGCGCCCGCGACCACCAUAUCCUUCGUGCCAACUACCACAGCCUCGGCCACCUCAUCUUUAUCCAUGUUCCAAAAGACUGACGAAAAACCUAUAAAUACAAUCUUCCAAAAGAGUGAACCGUCGACAACGGCCCCGACCUCCAUAUUCCCAAAGAGCGACGCCCCCGCGGCGUCCGGCGCUGCGCCCGCUCCGGCCGCAACGCCUAUGUUCAGCUUUGGCAGCUCUCAAGCGCAAUCAGGCGAAAAGCCUAGCUUUAAUUUCACAUUUGGUAGUAGUAAUAAAUCUGACGUGUUCAAACCGCCAACAUUCGCGGCGAAGGACAGCAGCACCACCAUUAACAAAUUUUCACUCGGAGGUUCUUCGACGGAAAAUCCUUUAGCGCCGAAUCCUGUGGCCGGAGGCAACGGGCUGUCGGCAACUAACAGUUUGACCAGCGGCAACGGUCUAUCGGUUAAUCCGCUAGCGGUGGGUUUGUCGCCCGGAAACGGCCUAUCCGCGGCCGCUCCUAGCAUAUUUGGGUCGGCAAUUCAGAAGGAGAACUCGUGGACUCCGCCAAACAACAGCGCGGCGAAUCCGUUCAACGCGAACGCGACCACGAACAGCGCGCCUAAACCUUUCUCGUUCGGAUCGUCGACGCCGUUCAGCGGGACCUCAGCGCCGGCAUUCGGCACGAACAACACGCAGACAUCGACGCCGGCGUUUGGAAGCAACUUGGCAACGUCGCCACCCGCGUUCGGGUCAGCUACUCAGCCGGCGGCGGCACCAGCCUUCGGCGCAUCUCAGACCGCGGCAACGCCCGCAUUCGGCUCUAUAGUGCAAUCCACGCCUAAUAUCUUUGGGAUGCCUAGUCAGAACAGCCAGCCGUCCAUAUUCUCGACGCCAAACCAGAAUUCGACGGGGAUGUUCGGGUCGCCCACGCAGCCGGCCCAGGCGCCGCCGGCCCUGGGCAUGUUCGGGCGGCCAAACGUGGGGGCCACGCCGACGUUCGGCACGCCGAACCCCUCGAUACCCACCUUCGAGGCGCCGUCGGUGCCGGCUCCAGCGCCCUCCUUCAACUUCGGCACGCCUCAAACUUCCUCCUUCAUGUUCGGACAACAGCCACAGCAACAGGCCCAGCAGCCGCAGACGGGCGUGUACAACUUCGGCGCGGCCGGCGGUCAGGCGGCGCAGGUCCAGUUCAGCAUGGGCAGCGCGCCCAGCGCCGGUAUGCGUCGCGUGCGCCGUGGCUUGCGCCGCACCUCGCAGCGAUGAACCCCUGGCACGUUGGACCCGGCUAAUUGAGUGACCGGUAGUGUUUGGCAAAACCUCGAGUCCUCAUUAGGAUCGGCUCAGUUUUUUAGACACGUCGACCAAUUGAGUUCUGUUUAAUUUCUAGUGGAGACAACAAUUUUCAAGACGCGUUAGUUACAUUUAUGGUUUAGAAUCAAUUGCGACGAUUUUCUAUAUUGAAAAUAAAUACUCUAUUGAUAGAUGAAAACUGCGUGAAAAUCCGUUCAUUAGUUUGAGUUUAUCUCGAACAUACAGACAGACAGACGCGGCGAUGGACUUUGUUUUAUAAUAUGUAUUAAAAAUCUGUAAUAUAAAUAAAGAAGACUUUAUUAGGACUCGAGUUCUUUUAAAUCACAGUAAAAACACUGAAUAAGGACUUAACGCUAAUAAAAAUACUUGUGCGUUUGAUGUGUCCUAAAACUGAGUCUUUUUCUACAAAUUUAAACUCUAAAGACUCGAGUUCUUACCAAAUACUAAAGACCGGCGCCGGCACUGUUCGGCUUCGUUGCUAAACUAAUUACAACAUAACCAAACGGGAAAUAUUUAACUUCCAAAUGGUAAGAAAAUCUUGCAUCUUGAACACUGUUCCCGUUUGGAUUUGUACUAAAUUACUCGUCGGAACGGUGAUGUCAGUUCCCGAUUUGACCAAACUGAAUGAGCCAGUGGCGACCGGGCACUGACGUCAUUUACUUUGCCGCUAUCUAGUUUAAUUAUAUGUUAGGUAUUUUAUUUAGACGAAGGUUUUCUUUAGUAACAAAACUGCACAAAAGACGAUGUUGAAUUCGAGCUUUUGAGCGGUUUGCCCGUAUUGUUUUAGAUAUGCCGCUAUUGAUCUUCGUUUGCGUUAGGCACUUUGUUCAAUAUAUUUUUUUUAUGAAAUGUUAUCAUCGAGCGUAUUAAUUGCCGUGUACGUGUCCUGUGAUACGUGUAUUACUGUAACACAAUGCUUAAGCGAAUGUGCAACGUGUGAAGUUUGUCAAAUCCUCUAAAGAUAAAUAAGAUUAUUGAAAGGCCAAGUUUAUAUAGCUCAGUCUAUCUAAUGAUAGAUUCAGGAUGAUUCUUUAAAAGUGUUGACGUAACUUGUUCCCCGUCGGAAGUCAAUUUCUGAUUUGGUGCCAUAGUAAAGUAUACAUGCAUAUUGCAUGUUCCUAAAUUAUUAACUUGGAAUAAAAUAUGGGCUAGUUAGAUUUGACAGACUAUAACUAUUUGUGUGACUUGAAUUGAGCAAUGUAAUUGUAAUCUCAAUUUACCGGAUUUUUAUUGAAACUAGUAUUACGAUCUGACGCGUAGCUUCGAAAUGUAAAAGCAUAUUUUAUAUCAAAACGUAUAUGAAUUAAAAAAAAACAAAAA